Messenger RNA from Acanthosepion pharaonis, 699 nucleotides. The record is from the annotation of a GenBank genome assembly. Lineage: Eukaryota; Metazoa; Mollusca; Cephalopoda; Sepiida; Sepiidae.
AUGAGAAAUCGCUUACUCAAUAAGUUCCAGAGGCAAGAAUCUUUGACAGAAGAACCAUUGGUGAAUAUAUCAAGAGCUGAUGAUAUCUACCAGGAAUCUUUGUCAUCAUUUAUUGGGAAACUCUUGCAGGAGCAUCUCAAACCAAAUAUAUUGUCUUCUGAAACCUGUUUCCAUCUUCCAAUUUCCAAAUUAAAUGUCAAUUCUGCUAAUCAAAAUGAAACCAUCAACAAGAUACAAAAAGCAACCUUGUAUCAAUACAAUCCGGUGACAUAUGUGUGGUCAGGCCAGGACACAAUCGUCUGUACUGGUAAAGAAUUGACUCUUGGAAAGGGGAAAAAAGGAUCAUUUCGAAAUGUCUAUCAAAUCACAUUCUUACAUCAGGAUGAACCAUUGGGAAAAUAUGUGAGCAAACGUUAUCGUCAACAGAGGGAACCUCUGCAGUACAUGGACGACGUUGUUUCUCAGAUGCAAGCUGGGCUCUAUUCAGGUGGCAAAUUGAUGGUAUCAGAUCUACAGGGUUGGUUACCAAGUGGAACUCAAAAUUUGAUCUAUCUGACUGAUCCCCAGUUUCAUACAGACUCAGGGGACAGCAGCCCGUUUGAUUUUGGUCAGGAUGGAAUGAAAGUGUUUUUUGACGUUGUCCACCCAGAAUGUAAUGAGAUAUGUAAAACUUUGAAGUUAGAGAGACCAAAGUUGUGA